Messenger RNA from Paramecium tetraurelia, 4779 nucleotides. RefSeq lists its product as uncharacterized. The record is from RefSeq and is a predicted model, not a curated record. The transcript has 5 exons. Gene Ontology annotation, cellular component: centrosome; microtubule plus-end; spindle pole. Gene Ontology annotation, molecular function: microtubule plus end polymerase activity; microtubule plus-end binding. Gene Ontology annotation, biological process: mitotic spindle organization; centrosome duplication; microtubule polymerization. NCBI's taxonomy places the organism in Eukaryota, Ciliophora, Oligohymenophorea, Peniculida, Parameciidae.
AUGAACAACUCACCAAUAAGAAAUCAGUCUUAUUACUAAGAUAAAAUUAGAUACCAGAGAUCGCCUUAUUCUGAUAAAGAAAAUAUGAUGAGUGAAGUUAAUUAGAGUCAAUAGACACUCUAAAGGGAUGCGAUCGAAAUAUUGAAUGAUGUUGCAGAGACAUCAAAAAUUGAUGAGUCGGUUUUAGACAGUAACCUUACUUUGUUUGAAAAGAUUACUCAUCACAAAUGGUAAAUAAGAAGAUUGGUCUUAAUGAAUUUAACAGAGGAAUAUUAAAAGAACCAGACUGUUUAUGAAUUUCAAUCAUCAUGGCUGAAAAAUAUUAUUAAUGAUAGCAAUUAAUUCGCAAUGACAGAGGGUCUUAAAUUUAUAUAGGUAUUUGUUAGAAGUUAACAAAUGAAUUACCACAUAUUACCCUACUUUAUUGGAGAUCUCAUUGAAAGAGGCUCCUUUGUUAAGUCUCAAAUCCAAGAUCUUGUCAUUGAAAUAUUAUUGCAAUGUUGUAAAACAGUACAAGACACCGGUUUCAUCCUCUCAGAGAUCCAUAAAAAAAUAGAAGCCAAACACCCUAAGAUUAUGACUCUCUGUUUGACAAUCAUAGAGAGGAUUCUUGAAUUAUAACCCAAUCAACUAGUUAAAGAUUAAAUAAGAGAUUUUAUUGAAUUAUGUGUCUCGUUAGUUUCACAUACGAAUAAAGUAAUAAGAUAAAAAUCAAUCAAUAUCUUUUGCAAGCUGUUUCAAAUGAUUUCAGAGAGUUUUGAAUAGGUCAAGAAGACUUAUUUAGACAAGCGAUUGAGACAAAUUCAAAUUAAAGAGUUGGAAUAAUUAUGCAGCAAAAUCACAAAAAAAACAUAGAAAAUUGAAAUUCAAUCGACAUAACCUGUUAUUCAGAUCAUAGAUUUACAUACAUUGUUGCCAGAUAAAUUCUUUGAAAUGCCCUAUUAUAAACACAAUGAAAAGAAGAACAUAACUGAACAAUUUGCUAAGAAUUUAGAGAAGUAUGAUGGAGACAUUGAUAACUCUAAAGAUUAUGGGAGUAUUUAUGCAAUUAUCAUAACCUUGCUUGAAGAGAGCAAUUAUUUAAUAUAUAGUUAGGGGAUGAGAUGCGUUAAGGGAUUGGUCAGAUUGUUGAGAAGAGGAAUCCCUUAACCAGUGGCCAAACAUUUCUUUAUUUUGAUUUUGGAUAAAUUGAAAGGUUCAUUGUCCAAGCCUUUAUAAUCAGCUGUAUUUAAUCUUUUGGAAGACAUACUUAUAUAUGAAAACAUCUCCUGUGAUCAAUUCAUGGAACUAAUGAUUAAUUAAUUAGAAUCUUCAAAAAACAUAGGAUUGAAAGUAGCUUGUGCAAGGUGGUUUAAAGAUGGUUGGCUAGCCUUGGCAUUGGCUGUAUAGACAGGGUCAUAUGAAUCAUCUGAUUCUGAGGUACUCAAGAAAUUUGCUCAGUCUAAUUGCGAUAAAAUAUCGAAAUCUCUUCUUGUUCUUUAUAAGAAGGUGUAAGCAAUCUUGAAAAAAGAGAACAAUCUCAAUUACAAGAAAGUCUUAUUGGAUUUAAUUAAUUCAAUGCAAUGUGAUGAACAGAAUCUCUAGGUUACUGUUAUUGAAUCAUAGAUUGCAAUUGUAAAUCCUUAAUUUGAUUUACAAGAAUCUAGGAUCACUGAUAAAUAAUCAAGAAAACAAUAAAUAAAUUCAGUAAAGAGUAGGUAUUAAACUGAUGAAGAUUUAUGUGAAUUUGCUUAGAUCGGAGAAGAUAUGUAGAAUUUUAAUUAAGCGAAUAAAAACAGAUAAAGCAUAGAAUUACCUACAUCUCAAUUGAACAGAGAACAAACAGAGUUCAUGAGUAAAUUUAGUAGUGAUCUCACUUAAUUAAGAAAAUUGUCAUAAAACAAUUAAGAUCAACAAAUCUAAAAUAAAAUCGAAGAAAUUUUACACUCAUUCAAAACUCAUUACUCAGAUAAAAAUAUUACAAGCAAUGAUUUCUUAUAAUAAAUGACAAGCAAUAUAAUUAUGGAAUUGGUUCAUUUCUGUAAGAAAGUUUAGGUCUAAAAAAAGCUAAUUGCUGAUAAAUUGUAUGACUUCAUCAUUUCAUUAUUAAUCAAAAUGAAUAAAAUCUAAGUGACAUUGGAUCAAGAAAUGCUCUAUCAAGAAUAUAAGAUAUGUUUGAUCCAAUUAAAUCAAUUAGACAUUCAAAAACUAUUGCCACUUCUAGAGAGCUUGUACAUUUGUAAUUCAUUAGAGAGUAUGAUCAAAAUUGGUUACAGGAUAACUAACAAGUAUCUCUAAAAAUAAACAAACAGCAAUAUUAAGAUCUUUUAAGCAUUUAUUAAUUGGAUUACAUAAAAAAUUAAUGCUGCGACUUAACAACAAUUAGAUCCUUCAUUCAUAAGGACGUCUUAUAAGACUUUUGAAACCACCUUUAAAAUGUUCCCAUAAACAUAAAUAGAUAUAAGAUUAUUACUAAAUGCUUUCAGAAGUCGAAUGGUAAAUCAACAAGUUGAAUAAUUGGAUCAGUAUUAGGAUUUAUUAAAUCAAUCAUAAAGGAAGUCUAAAUCUAAAUCAUUUGGAUCCUAAUCUAGGUUUUCACCUUACGAAACACCAAACAAAACAUAAAGUAAAUUAGAGUUUUCUGAUUCUGAAGAGUAAGAGAGUUUAGAAUCAUUACUAUAAAUAGAAUAAUAGAUUUCUACACAAUUUACUUUAUAGGCGUUAGAUAAAUUUAUCCAUUACUUGAAUCGUUAUCGAGCCUAUUAACUUUCUAAUCAAUCAUAACACACAGUAUUCUUAAGUCCAAAUUCUAGUUCACCUGGUAAACAUUGGAGAAGAGGCAUUGGAAGGGACAACAUGAUUAUAAGUUCUCCAAAUAGAUAAUUAUUUGAAAGUACUAAAUUUGAAGAUUUCACGAGAAUUUUAGAAAUAAUUUGUUAAAAUUUCACCUUUCAAAUUCAAAACCAAGUAUUCUAAGUCUUUUAUUUGCUCAAACAUAUCUUUCCAAACAGUCAAUAAUGUCUGAUCUACCUUAUCUUUGCUUAUAUUUGUCCAAAGACAGAAUAUUCUGAAAAUUUUGAAGUUUUCCUGAGUACAUUCUUAUAACUUGAUAAAAGCGUUAUGGCAUAUUAAUAUAGAUAAGCCUUUAAUAUCUUGUAUUAAAAAUCAGAAAAUGAGAAAGUAUUAAUAAAUUUAAUACACACAGGAUUCAAUUUUCUAUUUCAAAAAAUAUUCGAAAAUGAUUUACUAGCAUGUAUUCAAUAUUUCAUCUCCACUCUAACUUACAUGCUCACCUAGAAUAUGUUUUAUUAAUUAGCCAACGAUUUAUUAAGCAAAUAUUAACAAUAAACCAACAAUUUUAAUUAAAUAGUAGAGACCGAACUAAUUAAUUAUAAAAAACUAUAUGAUACUUACUUAAGUUGGUAGAUUUAAUAACAAUAAGCAUAUGAAAAGCCUCAAAUUGACUUUUAAAAACUUUAUAAGUAGCAAUAGAAUGACAUAUUGAUUGUUGAUCUCUAGGAAAUUGAUGAAUGUGCAUCCAAAAGAGAAGAAACUGUUAGAGAAAAUGUAAAUAAUAGUUAAUAGGAGAACUUUAUCCAUAUUAACAAAGAAGAUUUCGAUUUAUUAGAAAGCACUGCUAAAAACUUUCUUUCUCAGUAAACAUAAAGGUAUAAUGAAGAAGGAUCAUAACAAUAACCAGACAUUUUAAAUAUCUAAUAAUUCAUUAGUCCUCUCCAAUAAAUCAGCCAAAUCAGCAAUUAAAUGCAUGAUACUGUCAUUUAGGAUUUAGCAAAGAACCUCUAUUCAAAUGAUACUCAUAGACUAAAAGAGCUAGAUAUGAUCAAACUGCAAAAUGAAACCUACCGAUAACAUAAACGUGAUAGUCAUAAAUAGGUCUUAGAGUCAUAUCCAUAACCACCUUUAAAGGAUCCAAUGAAGUAAAAGAUAGAGAAGAUAUAUGAAGAAGUUCAAAAUGAAUCAGUACAUGGCAAUUUCAAUGAAAAAAGUCUACUCGGAGAUGUUCUAGCCCCUAUUGACACAACAUAAUUGUUUGAUUAAACUAGAAAUAUGAAAAGAAAUGAAUGCAUUAAGCAAAUGUAAGAAAUCUUAUUGACAUCAACAUCAUUAUAUUUCGAUGUAGCAUCAACUCUACUUCUUUAAUAUGAAAAUUUGGAUAUGGCUGAAGAUAAAUUGGCAUUUAUCAAUGAUCUAAAAUUAUCUUUGGUAAAUUAAACUUUAUUAACCAAUAUUAAUCAACAAAACUUCUCUGUCAUCAUUGCCAUAGUCUUGCGAUUAUGUACUACUCCUGCUACCUAAUCUGAAAUCUAUAACAGUUCAUUAGGAUAUGAUGAUAAUCAAUUGACAAAGUGCUUAUAGCAAAUUUUAGAUGUUCUUUUGCAUUCUAAGGAGACUGAAUAGGUCUUGAUUUGUUUAGUACAUGUUUUUAAUGAUCAUUUGCCUAUGGAUUUCACAAAUGAAAUUUCAAAAAUUGAAAAAAUGAUGUUAAGACUAAAUUUAAAAUGUAUCGAAAGAUUGAUUUAGAAUAGCGAAAAAUUAAAUGUUUUUGGUAUUUUAAUAGAGAUAUUUAAAUUCUUUAAAUGCCACCCUCCGGAAAAUUUAAUAGAAGGUCUACCCUCAAUUAAGGAACUGGAGUUAUAUUUUAGAUAAAUGAAGUAAAUUACAGACAGUUUAUUAAACAUCAAUCUCAAAGAGGGAAAAGAAUUCUUGGAUUUUGUUUACAGAAAAAAUAGUAAAAGCAUCUUUUUAGAUUAUGUCAAAAGUGUGAUCGAAAAAAAAUGA